Molecule: messenger RNA, 2225 nt
Organism: Boleophthalmus pectinirostris (great blue-spotted mudskipper)
Lineage: Eukaryota; Metazoa; Chordata; Actinopteri; Gobiiformes; Gobiidae
Gene: calr
Product: calreticulin
Exons: 9
Coding region: 216-1496 (426 amino acids)
Biological process (GO): protein folding
Cellular component (GO): endoplasmic reticulum; endoplasmic reticulum membrane
Molecular function (GO): calcium ion binding
Source: RefSeq, a predicted model, not a curated record
UACACUGUAGGGCCGUGAGCCAAUCAAAAUCAGACAUCUGUUCUGAGCCGACAGGAGAGCAGUGGCGGUGUCUCAGCAUCUCCGCUACUGUAAAAGAAAGGCGCUUCCAGUCAACACCACUCCUUUAUGAGUACUGUUAUUAAACCUGCCUGCCCUUUUGUGAGGAGUAGUUUUUUGUUUUUUUUUCAGUCGUUAGGGUACUCCAAUUUAUUCCGAUGACGACCCUGUCGCUAAUUUUGCUGGCCGUGUCGGCCGCAUCUGUUCUAUCUGAAUCCACCGUCUAUUUCCGAGAGCAAUUUGAGGAUGGGGAUGCUUGGAAGAGUCGCUGGGUGGAAUCCAAACACAAGAGUGACUAUGGGAAGUUUGUACUGACUGCAGGGAAAUUUUAUGGUGAUGCAGAGAAGGAUAAGGGUUUACAGACAAGCCAGGACGCUCGGUUUUAUGCCUUGUCAUCACGUUUCGAUGACUUCAGUAACAAGGGCCAGCCUCUUGUCAUUCAAUUCACUGUAAAACACGAGCAGAGCAUUGACUGUGGUGGAGGCUACAUCAAACUGUUCCCCUCUGGCCUUAACCAGGAGGAAAUGCAUGGAGACUCUACUUACAACAUCAUGUUUGGUCCUGAUAUUUGUGGUCCUGGUACAAAGAAAGUGCAUGUCAUAUUCAACUACAAAGGGAAGAAUCAUCUCAUAAACAAAGAUAUCAGAUGUAAGGAUGAUGAAUAUACCCACCUUUAUACACUGAUCGUAAACCCUGACAACACCUAUGUGAUCAAAAUUGACAAUAAGAAGGCAGAGUCUGGCAGUCUUGAGGAUGACUGGGACUUCCUGCCUCCCAAAAAGAUCAAGGAUCCUGACGCCAAGAAACCUGAGGACUGGGAUGACAGGGAAAAGAUUCCCGACCCUGAUGAUAAGAAACCUGAGGAUUGGGACAAACCUGAGAAUAUCCCUGACCCAGAUGCCAAAAAACCUGAUGACUGGGAUGAUGAAAUGGAUGGAGAAUGGGAGCCACCUAUGGUCACCAACCCUGAUUAUAAAGGUGAGUGGAAACCCAGGGAGAUUGACAACCCAGCAUACAAGGGCAAAUGGAUUCACCCAGAGGUUGACAACCCAGAGUAUACAGCUGACCCUGAGAUCUACAAGUAUGACAGCAUUGGUGUGAUUGGACUUGACUUAUGGCAGGUUAAGUCGGGGACCAUCUUUGACAACUUUCUGAUUACUAAUGAUCCUAAACUGGCAGAGGAAGUGGGCACUGAAACAUGGGAUAAAACAAGGGAUGCAGAGAAGAAAAUGAAGGAAAAACAGGAGGAGGAAGAGAGGAAGAUGCGUGAAGAGGAGGAUAAGAAGAAGCGUGAAGAGGCAAAGGAGGCAGCAGAGGAAGAUGAGGAGAAGGAGGAAGAGGAGGAGGAAGAGGAAGAAGAAGAGGAGGAGAGGGAUGAAGAUGAAGAUGAGGAAGAGGAGGAAGACAGCACAGAUUCUCCACUCAAAGAUGAAUUAUAAACUGUAGGAACUACUGCAGAGAGAACCUAAUUGCCUGUGUCACGUAGCCAUUCUGCAGGUGCAGGUGGGACAAUUGUGAUGGACCCCUGAUGUGGGUGGGAUUUGAUUUUUUUAGUUGUUUACAAUGCCAGGGAAGUUGAAAAAGGAUUAUUAUUAUUAUUAUUAUUAUUAUUAUUAUUGACUUCAAGGAUGAAUUGGCUGGCUGAAAAUGUUAUAUCUAUCAGAUUUAUUUUGUAUGUAUGGUGACAUACACAUCUGUGAAAUGCACAUGUUUUUUUGUUUUUGUUUUAUACCUCAUGUGUUUGCUUUUUUUCUAUUUGCCUUGUAUUUUAAUUUUGUCUCAAAUCCGUUCAUGUUUUUGUUUUUAAAUUAUACUUUGUGGCAUGGUAACACUGUUGUAAAACCAUGCUGUUUAUACUGUUUUCUUUGUGAUUCUGUGGUAAUACAUUACUGAGGGUGAAUUUAUUUGCUAGUUUGUUUGUACUGUCUAGUUACCACUACUCCACUUUGUAUUGUGUGUUUUAAAAUAAUGUACUCAAGCUAAAAUGCAAGUUCACCCCAGUAGCAGCAAAGCUUCCAUCCAUGUACUUGAUUUCUUGUCCUCACUCUAUCACUGUUGCAUAACAUAGAUUUUUUGUAAAUCCACAUUUUGUACUAAUAGUAAUUGAAGGGGUAAUUUCAGACUGCUGUGUACUAAAAGACUCAAUAAAAACAACCGGAAAGAUGUCA